CCAAAGCAACAGGGAACCAGGAAAGAGACGAAGACGGAAAGUUUAGCUCCUAUACCUCCUUUCUUGUGCUCAGGCUUUCCUCCCCUCAAACUUAGGACUCUCCUCCCUCUGGGUUUCAGUGACUACUCAUUGAUUCGCCCUCCUUUUCUGGGUCGAGAUGAACGAAGCUACGGAGAACCCAGCUGAGAUUUACAGCAUUCCUCUCAGGCCUUUCUUGUUUCCUAUAAAUAUUUCCUUGUUACACUUCAGCUUCCAUCUCAAAAAGAGGCUGAAGGACAACAUUGUUAACUUGAACAAGAAAAGAAAAUUACAGCCAGAGCAAUUGGAUUUGCCUAAACCAAAGCAUAAAUUCUGUGCUCGGAGCUUUGCUUGUGAACCAGUCUCUAUGUUCGAAACAAAUCCUGGAGUGGAGAGCAUAUUUACAAACAUAAAAACUGAAAAAACAGAGGGAGCAGCCAUGGAUGAUGAGUCAGAACCUGAAUCAGCAAAAGAUAGCAGCAGUUUUGGUGGAGAUUCCGACCCUGCCAUGUCUCCGUAUGCAACAGAGAACCUGUUCGAGGGGCCUUCCCCUUCAUCUGGUAAUUUUGACAGUGGCGACUUAAAGGAUACUGACCACUCUUCUGGUUUCAGAAAAGACAACCUAGCAUUUCUGAUUGGAGAGCGUUCUACCCUUCAUGAUGGAUCACGAGCAUUUCAGAACCUUGAUGAGAACCUCCUAGAAUUCAGUAAUGAAGUAGAUUACUCUUGCUCGGAAUAUGGAAAUGACAGCUUUGAACAACUUACAGAUAAGGAUAUUGAAGAUGUUCUCUAUUCCAAUGGGGUUAACCCAUACAAGUAUGUUCUUUCAUCAGGAAGAUGGACUGUAAACCAAGAGGCUCCAUCAGGAACUAGGAAACCAACCAUUGAUCAAGAAUUCGAGCAGUACUUUUCCAAGCUUAUGCUGUAGUAUUAAUGACUCAAAUAUGAGUAGCUAACAUAUAUAUUUCCAGGUUUUUGUGUCGAAUGCGAGUGUGUUGAUAUAUUAUGAAGAUCUAAAACUUGUUACUUCUGAUAAUCCCGUCCCAACGAUCCUCUGCAACAAAGAAUGUGAGCCUACUCUGGUCAGCUUUUCCCCUUCUCCUGGUAAUCCUUGAACUAUAUCAUGAUUCUUUAUAUUACGUACAUUAGAAGUAGAUAUUA
This is a messenger RNA of Juglans microcarpa x Juglans regia, 1179 nucleotides long. Its product is annotated as protein FAR-RED-ELONGATED HYPOCOTYL 1-LIKE. The record is from RefSeq and is a predicted model, not a curated record. Bases 158 to 946 code for a protein of 262 amino acids. The transcript is spliced from 3 exons. Gene Ontology annotation, biological process: response to red or far red light. Lineage: Eukaryota; Viridiplantae; Streptophyta; Magnoliopsida; Fagales; Juglandaceae.